CACUAAGAGGAAGGUCUCUUUUCCAAGACAGGCCUCAGCGUCUAAUAACGGCACCACAUGUCGCUGUAUUUUGAUAUUCGUGGUGUUUCAGUUUUAUAGUACUGCGUUAUCGUGACGGUGAGUGUUAAAUAACGUUUGAAUUCAGUGUGGGUGUAAAGCAUGGGGUGUCAAGUGGACCGGGUCGCAUGGUCCGUUCAAUUCCCGUCCGAGCAAAAUAUUCCGGUUCAGCUUCUGCGUUCAGCCGUGAGAUGUGGAGUUGAUGCUUUGUCUGAGGUAUGCUCAUAAUUAAAUUAAAACGAGUAAUUAACAAAAUACACAUACACGUCGAGGUAAAAACCGACCGUAUCCUGCCUGUAACACAAAUACAACGUUGUGUCACCACGUUGGAAAAAUGUAGGCGAGUGUUUUUAGGACAAAUGUGCACUCCCUGUGCUGAUCCAGCCCUGCUUUUCCAGCCCUGCUUUUCCAAACGCUCCUCUUAUGUGGGCAAAGAACAGCCUCAUGGAAACACAAAAAUCAAUUGAGGGAAUUGCAGUAUCAUGUAAUAACAUGGUGUGUUUUGUUUUGGCUUUACUUUGGAUGUGAAACAUCAAUAAAACAAUGCUGCAUUUUCAGAAAGAACAGCUGGACUUGCCACUCUGCUGAUUGAUAGAAAAUGUUAUUUAUGCUUAAUUUCUUGUAUAAAUGUACUGCAAAUAAAAGACUCCUGUUAGUUAAUUUAUUUUUACACCUAUUAAAAUGUAAUUCACAAAUGCAGACCCAAAUUACAACUUGGUAACUUCUCCACAAUACAUAUUUUCUACUAUUUUUUAUAGUUCUGACAUUGGUGUAUGUUUUUUAUAGUUAAUGGAACAUAAGCCUGCAAAUGAAUUAAUAUAACUAAUUACAAUAUUUAAGCUUGCAAAAUAGCAUAGAGUAGUGCUCUGUGCUGUGCAUAUAUUUCUUGUUCCAUUAUUUAAACAGAAGAGGGCAACAUGGUCCAUGAUUUGACCCGACUCAUUUAAUUUGCCUCCUGUGUGUUAAACCUGCAGAACAAAGCAGAUCUAUGUAGAUUCUGUACUGUUGUGUGGUGUUAUAUAGAUUAAAGUGUUGACUGCUGUGAAAAUGGUGUUUUAAUUAUAUUCAAUAUGGUGAUUAUUUUGUCUCUACAACUCCACAGUGAACAAACCCAUCAUUUAAAGCUCACACACAGACACAGUUUAAAAUAGACCUUUAUUUCAGAUCCUAGAGACUUGAAGAAUAAAACACAUUGGCCACAAUGAUGUAUAUAAAUUUCCACUUAAUUCAACACUGUGUAUGAUCAAGCAUCACUGAACCAAGAGAAAAAGUAGAUGCAGUGUAUGUACAUAAUGCAGUGUUUAAAAUCAUUUUAAAAUGAUGUUAUAUGGCCUUGAUUGGGAAAUUAAAUUCAAGUGGUUAAAUUACUGUAGGUUAAGAUAGAUUAGGUGUUGUAAGAAAUCUUAUUGUUGGUCAAAAACACCCAGAGAGCCCCAGUGUUCUUUCAUGUAAAGAUUUAGUUAAAAUGAAAGUGUGUACAGAUACAACCCACAGCUUCAAAGUUCACUCAGUAGCCUAUCAGUGUUUGCUGUAGAGAUGUUUGGUUGUUAGAUUGGAGAAUAAACAAGGUCUGCUACUAAAUACAAAAAAAGUGUCACUUUACUGUUGACAUUACAACAUAAUCUCAAAGCACAGUUCAUACAAGUCACAGGCCUUAAAAAGAGUAAAAUAAUACCAUAAAAUGAAUUGAUAUUUGUUUUUUAUUACAUUGAGUUCUUCAAAUAAAACCUAGAAAUAACAAUACAAUAAAUACAAUAAACAAUAAAUUAAACAUAAGGCAGAAAUUAAUUACGAGUGCUGACAUAUUUUGAGAGCAACAUGAAAUAACUGCCUUUCAAGUCAAGGCAGAUGGUAAUUUUCUAGCUGAAAAAUAAACCAUGAUUAGCCAGUAACAUAUCAUACACAAUUAUAGACACAAUAUAAUACAGUGUUGUAUCCAGAGGCAGUUUAGUUUUGAUUUUCUGAGACAGAUCUAUGAUUAUAUUUGCCGAGCUCAAAAACGCACAGAGAAAAGUCAACAAUUCCCCUGCUAAUAACAAAGACAUUUUUGUAAUAAGGGAUAAAAAUUGGAAUAAAAUUCACAGUAAAUGUGAUGUUUAAAAGGUUCAUUUCAACAGCACAACAUGGAAUCUGAUUUGUUCAUUCAUGGACUGUUACUGUGGUUGUCAAUGGCAGUAUGCAAAUAUUCUUCCCACCACCAAAAAAACAAAAAAAAACAAAAAACAAUGUCUGAACUCUAAAAUACCAAACGUGAGCCAUUAAUUACUGCUCUAUGGUAAUUGAAGUAAAUCUUUGGACAGUAUCCCGGACAAAACAACUUUAACAGGAUAACUCUGGCAUCUAAAAGGCCUUUGACUCUCCAGCAUGCAUCCUUUGCACACCAUGUCUUACUAAAUCUUGAGUGUUUAAUCUCCGGUAAUUACAAAGAUUUGCUUAGGUUAAUAAAAAUAAUCCGCCUCAUUUGAGACCCCCUACCUGGACCUCCCCUGUGCCGUCUUGGCCCCUUUCCGUGAGGGAUAAAUUCAGAGUCAUAUAAAUACAGUCACCUUGAAGCACAACUCUGCAAUUCGGGACCGAUCGGCAGGUUUAUCAGAGAGUCGAAGAUAGUUCGCUUAAAUUUUGUGGGCAAACAAAGUGGCCGCAUUUAGUCGUGUAGACUGACGUCAUUUCCACGAGUUGAGACGGUGUCACUCGUUAGCGCAUCAAGGUUAACAACAGUUGAGAGGCUCAUCUUUAACUGUGACCUUAUCAACAGUAAGACUUUGGCGAAAGAAUCGAGUGGCGCCGCCGAGACGUUUACUUUAUGAAAGGCCCUAAUUUUUAAAGGAAAAUAGCCAUGCUGUGAAACUCAGACACACAACUCUGAGAGGACUUUUGGGAGAGACAUUUUUUUAAAUUCAUGAACUCAGAACUUUUCAGCAAUCAGUGUGGAGCCAAUAAAACCUCUGCAAUGAGUCUGAGAUUGCUUAAUUCAGAAAUGACAAUGGAGGACAAGAGCAGCCGCAACGGAAGCAGAGAAAGGCUCGGACUGAGCUUCACUAUUGACUACCUUCUGUUCAAUAAAGGAGUCAAAGGUUCGAAAGAAGAAGGAAGUCGCCCCGCAGAGCAGACAGAGAACAACAUGCUAAAUCAUCAGAUUCCUAAACCCGAAGAGGUGGGGAUUCGCCGCGAGACUCAGGAGAAGCGACUACAAAGGUCAGACACUGGGGAAAGGAUAGUCGAAGAAGAGGAGGGGGAUUCAACGCGUUUAGAGGAGGGGGAGGAGGAAGUGACCACCAUGACCACGUCUACUACCGGCAGCAGCAGUCCAGAGUCGUCUGUGGAUAAACCCAACCAGUCAUACAUCGCGCUCAUCUCCAAGGCAAUCCUCGCGUCCGAGCAGAAGAAGCUGCUGCUGUGUGACAUCUACCAGUGGAUCAUGGACCACUACCCUUACUUCAAGAGCAAAGAUAAAAACUGGAGGAACAGCGUGCGUCACAACUUGUCCCUCAACGACUGUUUCAUCAAAGCAGGCCGAAGUGACAACGGUAAAGGCCACUUCUGGGCGAUUCACCCAUCAAACUAUGAGGACUUUUCUAACGGGGACUACCACUGCCGGAGGGCCCGGCGGAGGGUACGAAGGGUGGCGGGACAACUUCCUCUUUCCUCCCUGGCCUCCCACUACCACCCUGCCCUCACCAGGCAUCACAGAACAACCUGCUGGUGUUGCCCCCCGGCCCCGGCCAUCCCUCUGUCCUGCUUGGCUCCCACACUCUACUGGCCCUGGUCCACCAUGCAGCCACAAGUCGGGCUCCACCUGGGCCUCAACGCCUCUUUACCCUGAGAGUGAUUUUGUUGUAUUACAGUUUGGCCCUGAAUUACUAUUGGGUAUCCUCUAGAAUCUUAUGCUAAUGAUUAUAUCAUUAGGAGAUGUUAAAAUUGAAAAAAGACUGGGUCAAUAUUUUGCUUUAUAAGUAAGAACAAAGUGAUUUCUAGGACUCUAAUGAUUUGCUAAAAUGUAUGAAUCUUUCAAAGCUGUUGCACUUCUUUCAUUUGUAUUCUGAAUGUUUUUAGAAUAACAAAAAUACUCUGUUUUGUUAUAAUCUCAUUAAAUAAUAUUGACUUU
Molecule: messenger RNA, 4162 nt
Organism: Acanthochromis polyacanthus (spiny chromis)
Lineage: Eukaryota; Metazoa; Chordata; Actinopteri; Pomacentridae
Gene: foxq2
Product: forkhead box Q2
Exons: 2
Coding region: 2957-3880 (307 amino acids)
Biological process (GO): anatomical structure morphogenesis; regulation of transcription by RNA polymerase II; cell differentiation
Molecular function (GO): DNA-binding transcription factor activity, RNA polymerase II-specific; RNA polymerase II cis-regulatory region sequence-specific DNA binding
Source: RefSeq, a predicted model, not a curated record